Molecule: messenger RNA, 612 nt
Organism: Calliphora vicina (urban bluebottle blowfly)
Lineage: Eukaryota; Metazoa; Arthropoda; Insecta; Diptera; Calliphoridae
Exons: 3
Coding region: 130-486 (118 amino acids)
Cellular component (GO): mitochondrion
Source: RefSeq, a predicted model, not a curated record
AGCUGAUUGUGUUGUUUUAUUACGCGGAAAAGUUGUUCUUAAAAAUAAUUAGUUAAUAAUUAAAUUCCAAUAUAUUUUAUUACUGUUUUAAGCAAUUUAAACAAUACAAGCUUCAAGAACGUAAAGGAAAUGUAUCCUGUUUUAAUUAAAACUGCUUCGAAAAAUUUUAUUCUACAAACUGGCAAAACUGUCUGUGCAAAUUUUUUACGUUAUUCCAGCGACAUUUCAAACGAAAUUGAGCUUCCUCCCGAACCGACAACAUGCUGUAUGUCCGGUUGUGCAAAUUGUGUUUGGAUCGAAUAUGCUGAGACUGUGGCGAAAUUAAUGGAUGGAAAUUGCGAUAAAGCGCGUCAAUUAGUUCUUAAUAAAAUUCAAGAUCCAAAUUUAAAAAUGUUUUUAGCCAUCGAAUUGAAAAAUAUUCAAUAUAAUUUGGAGCAAAGUAGAAAUACGAAUGUAACAGAAGACGACAAAGAUAAGGAGAAAUAAUUUCAAUUUUACUUUAGUUAAUUUAUUUAUUAAAAGUUUUAUAGUAGUUUGUAUAUAAUUUGCACCUAGUUAAACUGCUUAUAAUAAAAUAUAAAGAAUUUCUUAUUUAAUUUACUAUUUUGCUCA